AUGGCAACAUGCUCUAUGCAAGUUGAUGUUAAUAGAGAAAUUAAAAAUGAGGCUAGCGACAAACCACCUCUAUAUUGGUGCUUGUAUCGCUCAGUUAAGGAGUUAAAGUCAGUGGGAAUACAUUUUCGGCCUAGCGAGACUUGCCAAUUCACUGAUAUCAAAUUUAAUUCUGGGCACUUGUAUGGAUGGCUCAAACUCCCUCGAAUAACCAUUGAGGAUGGCACCAAGUCUUUGCUUUUGAAUUUGGUGGCUUUUGAAGCUUGCGCUGACCCUUCAAGCAAUUUUGAGGUUUCCUCGUAUGUUUAUUUCAUGGAUACAUUGAUUGACCAUGCUGAAGAUGUGAAGGAGCUACGAUCUAAAGGCAUAAUACUCAACCUCUUGGGCAACGACGAACAAGUAGCGAAACUUUUCAACGAGAUAAGCGAAAAUGUGGUGCCCAAUUUACGAGUUUUUGGGAAUGUUCAAGAAUCCCUUAACGACUUCUGUAAAAGCUACAGAAGGUUGUGGUUGACUGAAUGCCUGCACGAUCAUUUUAGAAGCCCUUGGGCCAUAAUUGCUUUCCUUGCUGCAAUUGUUGUCGUGUGCUUGACUAUUACUCAAACUGUCUUUUCUGCCAUUCAGCUUUAG
Molecule: messenger RNA, 627 nt
Organism: Diospyros lotus (date-plum)
Lineage: Eukaryota; Viridiplantae; Streptophyta; Magnoliopsida; Ericales; Ebenaceae
Product: UPF0481 protein At3g47200-like
Exons: 1
Coding region: 1-627 (208 amino acids)
Source: RefSeq, a predicted model, not a curated record